Messenger RNA from Helicoverpa zea (corn earworm), 2887 nucleotides. Its product is annotated as protein embryonic gonad-like. Gene Ontology annotation, molecular function: sequence-specific DNA binding; zinc ion binding; DNA-binding transcription factor activity. The coding region runs from base 301 to 1290 and encodes 329 amino acids. The transcript is spliced from 3 exons. The record is from RefSeq and is a predicted model, not a curated record. Lineage: Eukaryota; Metazoa; Arthropoda; Insecta; Lepidoptera; Noctuidae. Gene Ontology annotation, biological process: regulation of DNA-templated transcription.
CAUACGGACCACAUCCGAGUGAGGCCCGGCUUCGGUUUUUAAAAAACGAAACGCGCGAUCCGCGGUGCGCGUACGCACGGACGCGCGAACUAAUUUCGGAUUCGCGAAUUUUAUGAAAAACUUUUUUUUUAAUAUGACGUUUUGAACUGUACCAAGUGAUUUUGUUGUGAAUAUUUUUGUGUAGUUUUGGAGUGUAAAUAUGAGAAGCGAAAAUUAGGAUUUAAGGAGAACUUACUAUAAUAUUUUUCGCAAAAAUUGAGGAAGUUAAGUUGUCAGCUGUGGGAAGAAACAGGUGCCAAGAUGAAUCAACAAUGCAAAGUGUGCGGCGAGCCGGCGGCGGGCUUCCAUUUUGGUGCGUUCACCUGUGAGGGAUGCAAGUCUUUCUUCGGGCGGACGUACAACAACCUGUCCUCGAUAUCGGAGUGCAAGAACAACGGGGAGUGUGUGAUCAAUAAGAAGAACAGGACUGCUUGCAAAGCGUGCAGGCUACGAAAAUGUCUCCUAGUCGGCAUGUCGAAGUCAGGCUCCAGGUACGGGAGACGGUCGAACUGGUUCAAGAUCCACUGCUUACUCCAAGAGCAGCAGCAACAACACAUACAGCACAUGCAGACCAGUAAAUCACCGCCCACUUUCAAUUCAUCCAUGAAUCCAUCAUACCUGCCUGCGAACUUACUCCCAGCGGCAGCGUUAGCAGAAUACUACAAAAACUCAGAAAAAACUCAAUUUACGGAAGAAGUGACGCGGCAAAGUGUGUCACCAUCAGAUUCAGGAGCCUCAUCGGCAGAUCCUGAAGACGACAAUAGUUCUAGAAGUACAAGUGGCCUUAGUAUCUUUAGACCUGCGUCUUCCCCUUGCAGCGACAAAGAUGUACGGUUACAAGCGAUUAGAAAUCAAGGCAAAGAUAGAAAACGGAAGCCUACGAUGCCACCGUCUCCUUUUGGUUCAGUCUCUGCACCACCAAGCUUUUCUCCGAGGAGUGCGCCAUACCUACCAGCUCAACUACAGUCUAUGAGAGCAGCUCCACCUGGUCUCACCACCUGGCAGAACCGAAACGGUGGAGAUCUGCUCCUCCACUCACCAGCUGUUGCAGGAGUAGCAAUAGACCAAGAUCAACCCAUAGACCUAUCUAUAAAGUCUACUGCCAUGAUAUUUAGAAGUCCGAAGAACGAUGAAGUUAGUGAUUCAGAGCCUGAGCUAUCGAUCGAUCUGAGUGAAGAAAGCACUAAAGAAAUUAUGAAGAAUCCUUUAGAUCUCUCGAAAAGAACAGAAGAGGUUCCAAUGACUGGAUGAAAUUUUAGUAUUUUCUGUACUACAGUACAGCCAUGGUUUUCUAUUUAUGUGUAAAUAAUAUUUUAGUAUUCUUGUUAAUACUCUUUCACGCCAUACAGUAUUUAGCUGAUAACAUUCCUUUCUUCUUGAUUACCUGAUCUUAUUUACCAUAACUAGUGUUUAUUUAGUUUGUAAUUCAAGUCAUGGACUUUUAGUUUGUAAGUAGUAAAGCAAAGUACAGUAGAAGAAAUUGAAGAAAUAUAGAAAUGACAUUAUGGUAUUUAUUGAGUAGGUAGAGUAAAAUUAAUGUUAUUUCUUUAUCGUGUUCUGGACAUAGCUGAAAUAAAAAGAAAUACGGAGUAGGUGCACACGGAUUUUUUAAAUAAUUACUGACAAAAAACUUUUGAAUUGCACAAUUAAUUAUACGUCACAAUUAAUCAGACCUCCUUUUAUGGAAAGUCAUUUGUUUUAUGAUAAAAACUGUAUUUUAGCCACCUUGUAAAAUAAACAUUUGACCAGCUAUGUCUAAACGCAUCAAACUAUAGAAUGUGCCAGUGUAUGUUUUACCAUUUUAGUUAAUAUCUUAUGGGAUUAAAGGCCAGUUAAAAUGAAGCUCAAAAUUUUAAUGUACAAAUUAAGAGUCUUGUAAAAAAUAGUUUUUUUUUUUUUGUUUUGUGUACUUACUUAACUUUAAGUAUUUAUUUCCUUAGUUUUUAGGCCAGUUUUGUAUUGAGUCAUUUUUUAUUUUUAUAAGCUUUUCUAAGGUUUUAGUUUUUAAUUUUAGCGUAAUUUUUAUUUUGAUAUGCUUGUGUUAUUAUUUUGUUAUCUUUUUUAUUUUGUUGAAGAUUUUUUUAAGACAAUGAAACAUUCCAAUGCUCAUAUUAUUCCAGUACUUAAUAUAUUGUAUUAUUUGCGUUGCCAGUGUAAUCUAAUGCAAGUGUUUUUUUUUUUUCAAAAACAUAAAAAGAUACUUUUCUGACCAGAAAUACAUAAUACAAAAACAAGUGCACAUAUAUUUUUAAUACAUAUUAUUUGGUGCCAUUAAAGACAAUGUACGUAAACAUCGAAUUUUUGUAAAUUAGUUAAUAACGAAGAGAACAAAUUAAGUGCCAAGGUAAACUUAAAAAUAAGUAAAAAAUAUGUCGAACAAAAUAUUUUUUGAAAUUUUACAUCACAUGUUUUACUCAAAAAAUACAUUCAGUAUAAUCAAAAUAUGGAGUCGACAAUAUUAUUUUUGAUAUAUUGUGAUUUGGGUGAAUAAAUAAAUGUAAUAAAUAAACGUUGUUCAAUAAAGUACAAGUAGCAGGCUUACUUAGAUUUGUGAAUACUUAGUAGCUUAGCAAAGAGAAUCAAGUAGAAAAAAAUACUUUUCACGUUUUUUAAUUUACUCAAAGAAAAUAUAUUGUACUAACAUUUGUACCCGAUUGAUCCAGAAGAAGGUUUAUCGUUUUUCACUAAGUAAGCCUGCAGUACUGACUAAGUUAUCAAUAUUGAGACAUAAUUUUGUUGUUAUCAGUGUGAUACGAUAUUUUUUAAUCUAUGUGUUUACAUUUUUUUACGUUUUAAGUAAAUUUUAAUAUAUUUGAAAGAAAAAAAUAAUAAAAAGCGAGUGCCUUUA